Messenger RNA from Nothobranchius furzeri (turquoise killifish), 20266 nucleotides. NCBI's taxonomy places the organism in Eukaryota, Metazoa, Chordata, Actinopteri, Cyprinodontiformes, Nothobranchiidae. The record is from RefSeq and is a predicted model, not a curated record.
CCACACGGAAACAUCCACAGUAAUUAGUUUAGCUCUAACAUGGUUGUGUUACUGUGGACAAAACACUGUGGACAUUUGUCUUUUAGAUGCCUACACAUGAACAUGAAACUUGUCGCACUUUGGCAAAAAUCGCUGUGUUUGAAUCCAAAUAUGGCAUCUUCUGUCUGGUUUUUGUUACUCCCUAUGAGAAUCAGUCAGAGAAUGGAUUGGUACUUAUCUUGUUCACAAACUAUCUUAGUUCACUGCUGCUUCAUCAUCUUGCUGCGGUUUUGAGCUUAAAGUUUGUCAAAUCAAACAAUAUCACCACUAAGUAACACCAUUUUCUGCAGAUUUACCUCUUUUCAGGCUGUACAGAUGUUUUGCGGAGACUCGUGGUUUUUGAAUGAAGUUUGGAAUUUAACAUAAACAUCGACAGAAUUUUACUCCGUUAAAAUCUAAUAUUAGCAACUUUUUGCAUACUUUUUUCUGGUAAGAAAUGGUCACCAGCAUGCAGCCUUACUCAUUGAGCAGUAGCUCAACAGGUUGAGCGGGUUGUCCAGUAAUCGGAAGGUUGCAGGUUCGAUCCUGGCUCUGGACAGAGAAUUCUGCUGUUGUUUUCUUGGGCAAGACACUUAACCCACCUGGUAGUGGUCGGAGGGACGCCUGUGCUCGGCAGCAUCGCCUCUGUCAGUGCGCCCCAGGACAGCUGUGGCUACAUCGUAGCUCAUCACCAUCAGUGUGUGAAUGGAUUAAUGAUACACUGUAGUGCAAAGCGCUGUGGAAUCCUUACUCUGAGAGGCGCUAUACAAGUGCGGAUCAUUGAUCAUUUAACAUAACUGAAGGAGAUUCAACAUGUAUUCUGGCCUCAUGUCAUUGAGUGAUUUAUAAACUAGUAGAAGUACUUUGAAAUUGAUUCUGUAGUUUACUGGUAAUCAGUGUAGAGAUUUAAGAACAGGAGUGAUGUGUUCGGUUCUCUUGGUUCUUGUUAAGACUCUAGCAGCAGCAUUCUGAAUUAGCUGCAGUUGUUUUACUGCAUUUUUGGGAAGACCAGACAAAAGACCAUUGCAAAAAUCCAGCCUGUUGUAGAUGAAUGCAUGAGUGAGUUUCUCUAGGUGUUGUCUGGAAAUGAGACCCCUGAGUCAUGCUAUUUGAUGAAGAUGAUAAAGCGCUGAUCUAGUUAUAGCCUUAAUGUGACCAGUGAAGCUCAGGUCUGAAGCAAUUAUGACACCAAGAUUUCAACAGAAUCAUAAAUAAUUCCCGAAAAGGGGAAAACUCCUGCUUUUAGCUUUAACCAGUUACUGAGAAUUUAUUAUUUUUUCUUCUAACUGAAAGUGAUUCAUUUAUUUUUAACGUGUUUGUACGUGUGAGGGUGGUACUGUCACUGGUUUUCUGGAAUUUUGUUAGACUUUUUUUAGAUGUUUAGCUCAGGGGCCACCAGUGGAGAUGUUUUACAUGUGCUUUGAACUUGUGACGGUCACCACUGCUGCCCUGCAGAUUAAACCUGCUGAUUCAUCUUUUUUGGGUUUCUUUUUCCUGAAGAACAAACAACAACAACAACAACAAAAACACUACUUUUUGACUCCUGUAACAGUUCCUAUUUCACUUUUGUUUUUGUAACUAAAUUGUGUUCAGCUCUGACUACCAUUAAUCUUGUAAAAAAGGGAAACUUUAAUUUACGAGGUUAACUGUGUGAGUUUGCUGUAACUAUCAGAAAAGGAACAGGAUUUAGAAAUGACAUGUUGCUGUGCCAUUUCAGUCAGAAAAUUUACUCAAAUCCUGGUGGAUAAGCUCUCAGUUUUAGUUUUUUGGCCACAUCUCUUUCUGUUUUUUUUUGUAUCUAAAGGCUACCAGCAGCAAGCCCAGUCCCAGGUGGUGAAAAGAUGUCGGCUUUUUAGUUUUCACCUUAAAUCUUUCUUUUUUGACACAUUUUUACUUCCCAUAUUUCUCUCUUGGUCUAUCUCUAUCACUGUUGUACAUUCUCACCUUUACAGUAACUCCCUGCUCAGAACCGAUCAAAAGUGAGGUUUUACAUUAAAAAUCACAAAAAGUCUACCAUAUUUUCCGGACUAUAAGUGACACUUUUUUUCAUAGUCUGGCUGGUCCUGCGAAUUAUAUACCAAAGUGACUUAUGUACCAAAUUAUGUAUACUGCGCUGCUGCGGGCUGGCUCCGGCCCAGAAAUGAGCUCCCCUGCCCCGCCAUCACCUGCUGCAGCCUGUGGUGGGGUGCUGUGGGCACUCUCCCCACCCGCUGGAAGGGUUUGAAACACCGCCAUCCUCUGCUGGAGACCAUGGCGCGCUGCUGCAUCCUAAUUGUUUAUUCUGUUAUUGUUACCGGUACUUGUCUUGCAAUGUCAAAUGCUUGGUCUCAGAUUUUGUAAGAAAAAUAAUAAAAUUUCCCCCCAAAAUGCGACUUAUAGUCCAGUGCGACUUAUAUAUGUUUUUUUCUUCUUCAUUAUACAUUUUAUGGCUGGUGCAACUUAUACUCCGGAAAAUACGGCACUUACUUUUUUCUGUUGGCAUGAAUAGAAUGAACAGAAUCUCAGCUUUUCCUCCGACAAAAAUAACUGAAUUGCAAAGCUGUUAGAGAAAUUUGGACAGGAAGUUAUUGCAGAAGCAUAGAAGCAUUCCAUAUUUGUACAUCAGUCAACAAGCUCACAAAGUCAAAUAUGGAGAACAUCUGCUGCUGCAGAUCUCUGAAGAUGGUGUCGCUGUGUAAGGCUGCUCGUCUGAUGCUGACUGCCUUUUGUGUUUCUGUGACCUUUCUUGUCCUUAUCAAUCAGAAUGUGAAUGUGCUGCUGGUGUAUGAUCGGCAAACUUUAUUGGAGCUUCGAUUCAGUUUUACUGUUGGGAUUUUUCUCGGUCAUGAAGACCGUAAAACCUUACCUCCACCACUGCUGGAGAUUCUUGAGGUCCUGCAUUGAGGUCCCGUUGCGCCUCCGGGGAAAAAGAAACGUUUUAGCCGCCGUGGUAAACGCAGCAGUAGGCUGGUAAAGCUAAAGGCCUGCAUGGCACUGUCUGCUGGGACAUCUCGGUGUCUACAUGGAGGAACACACCAUAUUUUUUUUUCUCGGAGGCGGUGCUUCAUUCCCGUUUAUACCUGGCUGACACCUGUCACUGGCACGGAGACGCUGUCCCAGCUGCCACACCCCCGCUGUCAACGCUCCCUUCCUCCUCAGCUGUGGGGUGAACCUGGACAAUCUACGGCCUCUCUCCCGUCAUCCCAGAAUGUCUGACACCCCAGUCCCCUGUGUCCUGUCAGGAUUGGCCUGGUGAAUGCAAGGUCACUUGUGAACAAAAGUUUUAUUCUGAGGGAUUUCUUCAGUUCCAACGGACUUGGCCUCCUCUGCAUCACAGAGUCCUGGGUGAAAACUGGCGACGUCGGCGUCUUUUCUGAACUCACCGCUUGGUUGUGGAUAUUUUAAUUCUCUGCGGACAUCAGGUCGAGGAGGAGGAAUGGCUACAAUUUUCCAAACAACAUCCAACUGUAACCAAGUCUCCUCUUCGCUUUGAGCGGAGCAUGUUUGAACUGGGCUGCUCUCACCCAGUGUUGUGUGAACUAAUUUAUCGGCCACCUAAAUAUAAUGAUUUUUUAAAUGACUUUUCUGAAUUUCUGGCUGAAAUCAUUCCCAAAUAUGACAGAGUCCUGAUUGUUGGGGAUUUUAAUGUGCACGUAUGCUGUCCUGACAACCCAAUGGUUAAGGAUUUUUUAAACAUAAUUGACUCUUUUAACUUUACACAGUGGGUGUCUGAACCUACUCAAGUAUGUGGACACACUUUAGACCUGGUUUUAUCUCUUGGUUUGUCUGUUUCCAACAUGAUGACUGGUGAUGCUGUGUUUUCAGACCAUAAACCUGUGUUGUUUGACAUCGCUCUGCCCUGAAGCAUCCCAAAACCCUGUGCUCCUGCGCGGCGGUGCUGUAUUAUUAACCCUUCCACUGCUGCACGUAUUUUUAGCUCAUUUUACACAAACCACCUUCUCUCCUGACCUCUUAUCCGGCACAGAAGAAGUCAGUUCCUGGUUCCAUUCCACCUGUCAGUCUGUGCUGGAUAUUGUGGCUCCUUUGAAAACCAGACAGGAGAAAACAAAAACUGAACCCUGGUUAAAUGAUACUACUGGAGCUGUCAGGCGGGAGUGCAGAGAACGCAGAUAGAAAUCGGACAAGCUGCAGGUCUAAUUUCAGAUGUUAAAGGACUGCUGGUUUCGCUAUCAGGCAGCAGUUAAAAAUGCCAAAAGGAAAUUAUUUUCCUAUAUAAUUCUGUCCAAUCUUCACAAGCCUCAUGUUUUAUUCCACACUGUUGAGACCAUGCUGACUGCUGCACAGAGUGAUGGUUUAGAACCUUCUUCAGAAGCUUGUGGAAAAUGUUUAAAUUUCUUUGUGGAUAAAGUGAAUAAUAUCAGGGCACUCGUAUCACCUCCUGCUGUUGAUCCUUCAGCCUCACGCCGGGGACACACCGGCUGCCGAAGCUCUGCAAAGCACCGGGAGGCGAAGCGCUCACGGAAUUUGGCUGCUGCUCGCUGCGCCUCAGUUCAGACCAGACGCUUGUCUCUCCGCUCCGGUCGAGGCGCACCUCAGCUCAGCUUUAGUUUUUCUUUUUACCACUUGGUGUCCUCCAUUUCCUCUCUUGCCUUUUCUCUGCUCUUUUCCUCUACACCCCCCUCCCCCUUGCUGUUUGUGUGUGUUUGUCCGUGUGUGUGCGAACCUAUUGUGUGAACCAGUUGUUAAUAGCGGGCCUACGACUUUCUGCUUCUCUGGCCUGUUUGCUCCGGUUGAAAGACACCCAAAACCACACACACACACAAGUUCGCUGUGUGUGUGUGUGUUUGUCUGUUUAUGAACAUAUUUGACUAUUGCGGAAUUGUAUUUUGAAAUGCUUUAUUUUGUUAAAUUUACCAGCCUGACUCUUAUGUCUAGGUUUGACUUCCUGCCAGAAUUGACGCGGUUCACCGAAACGAUUGCUGCACUACGCGGGCUGGAGCGCCGGCGGCGCGCUGCACUUCGGCUGCCCAUGUGGCCUAUAGAAUAGGAUAACAAGGGCGCCGAAUGAAGGUGGUCCCCGUUUCGCGGCGCUUCGGCGGCCGUUGUGUCCCCGGCUCGACUUCAGGUGUGGUUCCUAGAACUCUUAAACAUGCAAUAGUGCAGCCCCGAUCAAAAGGCCUGGUUUGGAUCCCACUGUGCUCUCAAAUUUUAGGCCCAUUUCCAAGCUUCCAUUUUUAUCUAAAUCCUUGUGAAAGUUAUUAACAGCCAAGUAAAAUCUUUUUUAGAUGAUAACAAUGUUUUGGAGAUUUUUCAGUCAGGUUUUAAUUCUCUUCACAGCACGGAAUCCGCUCUGUUGAGAGAUUUUAACGGCGUCCUCCUUGCCACAGAUUCGGGAGAUUCUGUGAUUUUAGUUCUCUUAGACUUGACUGCUGCUUUCGACACAGUGGACCAUAAUAUUUUAAUGUCACGCUUGGAGCAAUGUUUUGGGAUUCGUGGCACUGCCCUGAAGUGGUUCAGACGCGCUGGUGGUGUUGAACCAUCUGACUGACCUGGGGUUCAAAAUAAAUUGGACAAAGAGCAGUUUAUUCCCCAGACAGUGCACAGAAUAUCUGGGUCUUCAGAUAAACUCUCUCUCUUAUCUUGUCUCGCUUUCAGAAGAGAGGAUGGCGUUCUUCACACAGUGUGUCGCACGUUUUCAGCUAGGAAACCGUGCCUCGUACAGACUGCCUGCGCGUUCUCGGCCUCAUGGCGUCAAUGAUUUCUGUGGUGCAACUGGGGCUUCUUAUGAUGAGAGAUGUCCAGUGGUGGGUGAGGUCGUUAAGACUGUGCUCCCGCCAUCAUCUCCACCGCAGAGUGAAAAUAACUCCCGCGUGUAUGUCGGCUCUCCAGCCUUGGAGAGACCGAACAGUUUUCACAACUGGGGUUCCGCUAGGGGCAGUGGUGUCCAGAGUUAUUGUGACGACCCUCACAGGUUAGGGGGCCGCUUUGGUGGGGAGAGCAGUGAACGGCGUUUGGUCACGCAGUUUAAAACGGGUUCACAUAAAUGUGCUGGAACUCCUAGCAGUGUUUCUUGCUUUAAAGCACUUCCUGCCCUACUUAAGGGAACAUCAUGUCUCAGUGAAGACAGACAACACCACAGUGGUAGCUUAUAUCAACCGUCAGGGCUGGGUACGCUCCCUACAGCUGCACUCACUAGCCAGGGAAAUAAUUGUGUGGUGCAGCUCCAGACUCCUCUCAGUCUGUGCAACACAUGUGGCGGGCAGCUUGAACAGAGGGGCAGACCUUCUGUCCAGAGGAAAUCCUCUUUACGGAUAAUGGAAACUCCACCUCCAGGGGGUGCACCAAAUAUGACAGAGAUUUGGUCAGACUACCGUAGAUCUCUUCACCUCAUGGGAAAGUGCCCCCUGCCCACUCUUCUUCUCCCGGUCAGACGCAGAUACACCUCCUGAAGUCGACAGAUUGGCUCACCAGUGGCCGAGAGUGCUGCUGUACGUGUUUCCUCCUCUCAGUCUGAUUUCCUCCAUUCUAAUGAGUAAGGGAGCAUGGCCUGUCUUUGAUCUUGGUGGCUCCGUUGCGGCCAUCCAAGCCGUGGGCGGCAGAAAUAAUCCAAAUGCAUUGGGACAAACUCUGGCCCCUGCCUGUCUGCAGGGAUCGUCUGUCCCAGGCCAGGGGGAGAUGUAUCACCCUCACCCAGACCGCUUGACUCUGUGGGCCUGGCCCAUGAGAGGUGGAAUCUGAGUGUGGCAGGCCUGCCCCCAAGCGUCAUUAACACCAUUCAAAACGCUAGGGCUCCCUCAACUCGAUCUCUUUACAGCUGUAAAUGGAGAGUUUUGAGGUGUGGUGUGAAGAAAAACAUAUUAUCCUGUUUCAGUGUUCGGUGUUUUUUGCAGAGUCUGAUUGACAAGGGUAAAGCUUUCUCCACUAUUAAGGUUUAUCAGGCUGCAAUUUCCGCAUGCCAUGUGGGGUUUGGUGACAAACCAGUGGGGCAACACCCGUUAGUGAGUCGCUUCAUGAAGGGUGCUCAUCGUAAGCUACCAGUCUUUAGGCCACUGGUACCACUGUGGGACCUCUCUCUUGUUAUGGAGGCCCUCUGUCAUCCUUUUGAACCUGUAGAUGGGGCUAGGUUGAAAUGUCUCUCUUUAAAAAACUGCCCUACUCUUAGCUUUAACUACAGCAAAGAGAGUGAGUGACCUUCAGGCAUGGUCAGUCAGUCCCUCUUGUUUACAGUGGGCCACUGGCUACACUAAGGUGUGUUUGCGACCCAAUCCAGCUUUUGUGCCUUAAGUAAUGGAAUCGUCUUGUAGCUGCUCCCCUGUGGAGCUGCUGGCUUUUCAUCCACCUCCUUUUUCCUCAGCAGAAGAGCAGACGCUUAAUUGUCUCUGCCCUGUUCGAGCUUUAAGGGCUUAUAUGGACAGGACUAGGGAUGGGUACCUUUGACAUUUGAAUCGAUUCGGUAUUAAUUCCCGGUACCUACGAAUCGAUACCGGUACUUAACGGUACCAAUUUUCGAUACUUUUGAGUGUUUAUUAUUUUAAUUCUCUUUUAUAAUUAAAUAUAUAUUUUUCUCAAUAUAUAACAAUAUUUGAUAUAUAUCACGAUAAAUAACAUUCAACUGUUUGUAUUUUAACAUCGUCCUUGUAGUUUUAUAAGCUGAUAAUUAAACUGAAGCAAACAUCUUUACAGUGAACUAAAUUUACUGUGUAUCUUCAUUCCUUUUGCCGUCCUUUGUCUUUGAUUUUUCCUACUGGGAAGUUAGAAUUUCCAAGGAGAAACCGAACGCACCAUUAGCUGAUAACAAUUAGCUGGUAGCAAUGGAAGCUAACAUAUCAAGCUAACAUUAUCUUAAACUGUUUAUUUAACUGCUGGAGCAGAUUAAAACAAUGAUGCCUCACACUUAGAUCGUUGUCACUGGUUUCAUCUUGACCCAAUCACCCGUCGCAUUUAGUAAAGUGAAGCCAAACUUUAGAGCGCAUUCAUGUUCUUCUGGAAUUCGGAGUUCCGAGGAGAAAGCGAACGCACCAUUAGCGAAACGGAAGCUAACAUAUCAAGCUAAUUAUAUUUACCUACCGGAGCAGAUUAAGAUGAGGAUGUCUCACUUAGAUCGUUGUCGCUGGUUUCAUCAUGACCCAGUUACCCAUCACAUUUAGUGAAGUUGACCCAAGCUUUAGCGUGCGUUUUCUACCAUGCUGCUCUGUUUACAACUGGCUCGCAGCGACCGACGACAAAACGCUCUUGCGCAUGCGCAGCUGUCUAGGCAAGUUCUCGUUAUGAAGGAUGGGUACCGAAACGAGGCACCGUUUGAAAUUACGUGAAUCGGUGCUCGGUCGGUACUAUGGAAUUCGGUCGGUACCUUAAAAAGUACCGAAUUCAGUACCCAUCCCUAGACAGGACUGCUGGUUUCAGAAAAUAAGACCAGUUUGUUUCUUGUGCCACGGCCCAUAAAGGCAAGCCUGUGUCUCGCCAGAGACCGGCACACUGGAUUGUAGAAGCAAUCAGCCUUUCAUAUAGGUGUAAGGGUGCUGAACCCCCUGUGGGAGUGAGGGCUCGUUCUACAAGGAGCAUGGCCACAUCUUGGGCCCUGUUUUCGUGGUGUCAGUCCAGGCAGCAGCUAGCUGGGCCACGCUGCUAACUUUUGUGCAGUUUUACAGGCCGUAUGUGUUUCAACCUUCACUGGCGCAUUCAGUGCUGGAGGCAGGAUGCACAGCGUCUGCCUAGUGGUUAAGCAGAAUUUUGCUGCAGCUCAUUCUGGGAUGGACAUGCAAUCCGAGAGUGGGCCGUAUCUCCCAUAGUGAAACACCGAACAAAGUUAGAAAAAGAACGUAGGGUUACGUUUUGUAAACACCGGUUCUUUGAUAACAGAGCGAGGUGUUUCACCAACAGUUCCCUUCUUGCAUUAAUGGUAAGAAAUCUUACGAAUGAGUAGGAGGGGUUGGUUAACCGUGGAUAUACUGGGUGGGCGGAGCCUGGGUAUGGCACAACCGGUCUGUCAGGAACAGGCGUGAUGUCAUUGGAGCUUCCGUAGUUGGUCACGCCAGGGCGAUUCCCAUAGUGAAACACCUCACGCUGGUAUCAAAGAACCGGGGUUUACAUAACAUAACCCUACAUUUUAUUCUGUGUGCUUAAGAGUUAGCACAGAGUUUUUCAGGAAGUUCACAACAAGGUGUUAUUUUUCCCAAAUGAUUCACCUGACCUAAAUGUAUGCUUCAACUCUUUUAAAAAAAAAUUCUGUUAAAUGCACUUUAAAUGUAUACCAGGACUGUUUCAUAAAUGCCAGUCGUCUGCACUGUACAUGGCACAUUCUGUUCACUUUCUGCUCACAGAACCUCUAGUUUAUCAUGUGUUCAACAACAGAUCCUACCAGCUUUAGUUGGUUUAUUAGCUGUAGUGAAAAACAAAGGGAGAGUACCUGGUACUUAAGGCGUUCUGUGGUGUAAAAUGAUGCUUUCGUUGGCAUUUAUUUAGCUGUUGUUAUUAAAUCCAGUGAAGAAACUUCCUUGCUGUAUGUCACACGUUUUCAUGCCGCACCAGUCUUCCAUUUACUUGAUUUGUCCUGUGCUCUUGUAAUAUUUUACCAGUAUUUUAAAUCUCUCUUUAUUGACCUGGUGCACAUCAUGUCCUGUUCAGAACCCUCUUUUGUUACCAGUGUUAUUUGAUUUUGGGACUCUUCUUGAAACGUCUUCAGGUCUUUGUUAAUUUACUCCUUUUGGAACCCCAAUAAACACCCUGAUAUUAGAAAUCCAAGUGCUGUGUUUGAUAAUAUCUUAAUGACUUGAAUGCAGCUUAUGUCACUACCCUACAGCAUAACCAAUUGUCAAUGUAUAACAGUGUUUCCCGUAGAUGUUGAUCUUGAGGUAGCAAUAGUAGCAAGGCAGGUUUCAGUACCUGACAUUGUGCAGCAUCUUCUUUUUUUAUAGCCAAAAUAAUUACACACAACUGAUGUGCUGCUCCUCUUUGGUACCAAACUUUGUGCAGAUUCUUUUGAUCCUGAGGCCAUUUUAUCACAUGCUAAAGCGCAUCAUUUUCUUCUCUCCCUGCCUUGUUUGAGGUGCUCGCAGGUCACACACAUUUCCCAGAUCUCGCGACCAGUCAAAUCGCAGCAUUUGCGAUUAGAAAAUCUCAUUUUGUCACACUGCAUUGUAUUUGCAUAUUCAAGUAAUCGUUCAGCCUUACUUUCUAAUCAUGUAUAAUAUGGAUUUGUACGUAGAGCUUUGCAAAAUAGAUGCUGAUUUGACCUGAAAGUAUGGAAUGUCCCAUCUGCAUGACCAAUUCAUAGACAUAAAAAAUGCUCUCUUUCAAAAAAGAUCGACGAAGGCCUCAGCCAGUCGUCAGUGGUCAAUAAAUUUGUCCAGUGGUCCAACUUUACCGACCACCAUGAGUUCUAAUUCAAAGAAGCCAGCCAUGUUGGCUGUGGCAGCUUGCUGGUCCAGUGUCAGAUGAUUUUAAUCAAGAGAAUAUUACACAACAUCACACCACACUAUUAUUUCAUUUAUGCUUUCAUGAGAAGGAAGAUCAACUCAGUGUGCCCUCAGUUCUGCAACAUCAGCCUUCCCUGAAGAGCAAAACCAAGCUCUCACGAGACUGCCUGAAUUUCUCUGCAGACUCACGCAAUGACCUAUCUGCGUUCUGCCCUGUGUGUGUGUGUGUGUGUGUUUAGGAGAGAGAGAUUUUGACUCGUUUGGACUUUGACAUGUUUGUGCUCCUGUCGGUUUGUGUCCUCUGUGUCAGCUGCUCAUUUGUGAUUUGCAUCAGCUUCUGUCUCCUCCCUUUUCUCAGGUGUUGUAAUUCCAGGAGGCUUUUUUUACUCUGCAGCUCUAUGCCUGUAUUUGUUUCUGUCUGAUUUUUCAAAUAGAUAUUUUUUCUAAAAACGAAAAAGCUCUCGUCCAGAUGCCAUAAAGUAAAGAGAGUCUGAUCAAUGUUAGUUUUUACAACCGUGUGUUUCUUUGGUUUACGUAAUAAAUAAUUUAAAUAGAAAUUCAUUUAUUUGCAUGUAUUGUUUAUCUCAUUAGUUAUGAAUCUUGUAAUAUGUUUGUGGUCCAUGAUGGGUACACGAUUAGCCCCUUCUCUUUAUUAUUUGUAUUUCUUUCUUCAAAUCCGGAUACGCUCCUCAGCAUUUCUGGGCUAUUGUGUUGCUGCCAGUUGUGUUUUCUCCUGAACUUGUCCUUGGGAGGUUGUUAAAUAAACAAGCACAUUUCAGACAGGUAUCAGAGCUGAGUUCUACCCAGCUUGGCACGCUGAGGGCAUUACAUAAUAGUCAUCUUUCCCCCUUUGUUUACUCUGUUUCCGUUUUCACUUUGCUGUUUUCUGAAAUCUUGGACUUCUUUCUGUUUUUUCCCCUCCCCUGAUUGUUGAUGAGCUGUGACUUUUUUAACUCUCAUCCUCGUUUCUUCCCCUCAAUCCCUCUCCUCUAUCCAGCCCUUUCCUACAGUCAUCUAUUUUUAGCUCCUCAUGUAGCUGGCAGAUGAGGCGCGUGAAGGCCUGCUAGUGUGUGUGUGGAUAGCGGGGGAGAAAGAUGGCGUGUGUGGGGGAGUGUUUGGGUCCUCAUCACGCUGCACCAAAUUUCCCUGCACGAGGCAAACUGAAGUCUUCAGAAAGUCGAGAGGGAGCGGAUGGAGACAGUGCUGAGCUAAAUCUGAAAUUAAUUACUACCCACUGAAGUGGCUAAUUUUAGAUAAUGAGUAAUUCAAUUUCAUCUUCGCAUCAUGCAUGCUAGAAAUAACUGUCAGUAAUUAUUCCAGCAAAUAUUAAUUAGACUAGUCACAGAGGUACUGAUUUGCACAUGCAUUGAAAAGCUUGCAGCUGAUUUUGCUUAGAGCAGCUUUGAAAACACGAUUUGAUCAAAUUCUUUAGGUCUGGUUUAUUGUUUAAAGCAGGUGUUCUGUGAGGUGCAGCGUGUCACAUGGACACACUGGCAAGCUUUAUUCUGUUUAUCUGUUAGUUGGAAAGUUUAUAAGGUUUCAAGUCUUUCUCUGAUAGAAUGUUUACUUUAGUAGAUCUGUGAAAAAAAUCUGACAAAUGUAGUCGUGUUGCCCCAAAUUUAUAGAUUAGAAUGUAAACACUAAGGUCUUAUUUUCGAGUACUUUUUCAUUCUUUAAAAAUAAAAUAUGUUUAUUAUGUUUAUGUUUAUUCGCUUAGCAGACGCUUUUAUCCAAAGCGACUUACAAUUUAUAACCUAUAGGGCAUGUUGUGAUCUGUGGGGGAAACCGGAGUACCCGGAGGAAACCCACGCAUGCAUGGGGAGAACACGCAACUCCACGCAGAAAGGCAGCAGCCGAGUUUUGAACCUGUGACUUUCGUGCUGCGAGGCAACAGUGCUAAACACUGCUCCACCAUGCAGCCGAAAUACCAGAAACAUUUCCUUAUUUCAACAAAAAGCCUCAGAUGAAUUUGUUUUUUUCUUGUGUGAGCGUGUGUGAUGGUUUGUGUUUUUAUAUUUAUUAAAGGUGGAGACUCAUAAAAGUUAUUUUCUUGUUUUCCCAUCAUACGUUAUUGACACAUGAUAUUGCAGUACACAUGUUUUCAACUUUGCAUUGCAUAAGUAUGUCUGUGCUGAACCAAGUGCUUCAACUGUGUAAGACUUUUAUGCAUGAGAAAGAUAGGUAGGUGCAAUUUCUACAUAUUAGUUGCAUUUUUCAGGAACAUGCUAAACUUAACUAACCUACAAAUAUAGACCAACCAUAGCAUCGCAAAAGAUUGUGCUCUGCAGGUCCAGCUGCACUCCAUUUUUCCUCAACAGGUCUACCAUUGGAUCAAACAGUUUAGUCUGGCCAAAUGACGGUGGCCUAGUGGCUUGAGUGUCUGACCUUUGACUGGGUGAUCAGGGUUCAAAACCUGGUCAGGUCAUACCAAAGACUUUAAAAAUGGAAUCCAAUGCCUCCCUGCUUGAAACCAAACUGUAGGAGUUGGAUUGGGGGUCAAACCCCCAAAUAGUUCCUGAGCGCUGCCACAACUGCAGCUCAUCACCCCCCGUGGGGAUGGAUCAAAUGCAGAGCACAAAUGUCACCACUCACCAGUGUGUGUGACAACUGAUGGGACUUUAAUUUUGAAUCUGUAUGCUGUGAUGGAGAUGAAAAACAAAGAUGGCAUCAACUUAGGAUCUGAGUUCAUUUGAAAUGGCUCUGGCAUCAACUGUGGACUAUUUAGACUUGAACUUUUCUUUGAGACAUAGGCAGGAAGAGGUGCUUAUGUCUUUUAAUUACAAAAAGGUUGUAUUUGCUUCUUGUUAAACGGUGUAUGGUGAGCUGCCCCAUUGAUUGACAUCUGUAGUGAUGAGUAUGUCACAUUGUUUGUUCCUUCGAUUGGUCCUAACGAUGUCCAAUUACAGCAGAGACUGUUUAAAAGACAACCGUAGACUCCGCUGUACGACUAGGUGGUUUCAAUGGCUUGUGGACAGACUAGAUAAUUACCUAUAUAACAUGGCUUGCCAGUCUAAAACUCAACUGCAACUAGAGAUAAACGGAUUCAGUGAAAUGUCCUACAAUUUGUGCGAUAGUUUUAAAACCUAUUUUCAAUUAAAAUUGUUUACAGAGUCCUUAUUCUUUAAAAAGCUUCAGUAAGCUCUUGAUUUCACAACAGCGGCAUAAGGUGACCUCCAGAAAGGUCAAAUCUGUAAUAUGGUAAAUGGUAAAUGACCUGUAUUUGAUAUAGCGCCUUCAAGAGGCCUUGGACUCCCCAAGGCACUUUACAGCACAAUCAGUCAUUCACCCAUUCACACACAUUCACACGCUGGUGGUGAUGAGCUACAUUGUAGCUACAGCUGCCCUGGGACUCACUGACAGAGGCAAGGCUUGCUGAACACAGGCGCCACUGGUCCCUCUGACCCCCACCAGCAGGAGAGGUGGGUUAAGUGUCUUGCCCAAGGCCACGACGACAGUGAUCGACUGAGCAGGGCUCGAACCUGCAACCUUCCAGUUACGGGGCGAGCACUUAACUCCUGUGCCACCUUCGCCACAAUAUGACUGUACUGGGCAUAAGAGACCUUAGCCCUAACCCUUUUUUAAAGAUCAUCUCUCCACAUUGACUACACAAGAAAAUAAUUUAGAAGUGUCAAAGAAAACAUAUUUUACAGAUGUGCAUCUUCUUUCUAUGUAGUUAAUGGAGAGUUAGCUAAGUGUUUAGUCUGCUGUCAUCCUUGGAAUUGGGAGUUUUUAAUCACAAUAUUAGCAAACGCAUGCUCUUAAUCGAGCAUGGCAUUUAGAGGUAAUAGCACUAAUGUAAAGUUUGCUCCGUGGCCAUUGAAACACAAAAUCACGAUUGAAGUGAUGCUGGGUGCAUCAUGUUUUCAUCCUGCCGACCACAAUAGUAAAAUUGAACACAUUUUGCUGCUAUGUUGCUGGUUCUACUGUUUGUGCAACACUUUUAGUUUGUUAAAGUACGUUUUGCACAUUCCAACACAUUCUAAAAAUAUUUAGAUAUUCCAUGUUUCAGGACUAGUUUUUUGCUGCAGCAUUUAUAUGUUGUUUCAUUCCUUCCUGCAACUUUCUUUACUUUCCAUGUGCUGUAGCCCUGGCAGAGAAACCGAGCUGCAUAAUGAUGUACUGCAUUCGUUAAUCAGCUGUUAAUUACUCAUAGACUCUGAGCCCACGAUAAAUAAUUAAAGCUGUGCUUUGAUGUUUUUGAAUCUAUCUGCUGAGCUUCUAUGUUGCUGCACAUUCUGACUAAUAAAAUCUACUAAACACAUGCAAUGAUUUUUUCACAAUAUAGACUUAAUAUCAUAAAAUAAUUAGAACUUAGAAAAUCCAAUUCAGUACUUCCACGCUGUUUGUGUUUUAUUGCUUUUUUAAUAAUGUGUGCCAAAUCAUAUGGUCAUUGUUGCAUGUAAAAAAAAUACUAUGCAAUUACAUUGUAUUGAUGGAAAAAUUUAUUCACGAUCUCAAAGGUUUUCCAAGUACUGGGUAGCUCUGCGUGUUACAAAUUUUAGCACUUUGAAACAGUUAGUUAAAAUUUGGGUUUGAUUGUUAGACACACUUUCACUGAAAAUAAUGGGGAGGUGUUGGUGGGGGGAGGAAAGAGGCAACCUCGUGUCUUUGCAGAUGAUGAUAGGUUGGAAACACAGAGAAUGGGAGUGGCCUCUGUGCUGCUGUUUCUGUAGAGAGAGGCAGACGAAGUGAGACAGUGUAUGAGAAGCAGACGGCUAAGCAGAAUAAAUGAGCACAGAGGGGUUCUUCCUGCAUCGGUAUGCCGGCCAGACUGUCACUGCUCUUCAGAACAGAAGUAACUGCUGACAUGCUUUUUGCUGCAUGUUUCUGAGCACUGCCACACACUAUCUCUGCUGAGAUAUCGCUGCAACGGACCAAGAAGAAACUGACUAAAGAGUAGGUGCAGAUGGAGAAGUGGUGACAAGGAAGACAACUGAAAGCAGAAAAGAAGAAACCGAAAAGAGCAGAAAAGAUGCCUAGUCAUUCACUCAAUAGAUGUAUGCAGCUGGCCCAACAAUGACUUUCCUGUGCAAGCUGUGACAGUGACCCUGUGGAUUACCAACUGGGAUUUCUGCAGCUGCAGCAGAUGCUGAGGACAUCUCAGCCUUCUAUAGGAAGUACUUUUUGUGCCUUUACCUGGAAACCUACCGAGGAGAAGGACCAUUCAUUUGAAUGUCAGUCAGCUUUUACCCUACUGGUGUUCUAAUUGCGUCUGCUCUGAGGAAAAUACCAGGGGACUGGAUCACCUUUAUCUGCCCUCUCCAUCUUUCCUGCCUUUAAAAUGGAGCAUUAAGGUUUUUGUUUGGACGGAAACCUGACUGAUGUUAGAGGCAGCCCGCUGUUUGACAAAAUAGAGUCUUUGGAUUUAUCGUACCCUCGAAGGGCCCCUCCUAUGUAUUACAGCCCAUGAACAUGAAUUCCACCCUGGAUCCCCUGAACCAGAGCUUUGCUGACUCGCCUACCUCUUCUGCUCCCUUCUGUUUACUAGAGAUAGGCUAUUGCCAAAUUUUCACCACCUGCCUCCUUGAAGUAUCAAUCAUACUUCUGCUGACUAUUCUCAUUAUUUGUGGUAACUUGGUGGUGAUUUUUGUGUUUCACUGUGCUCCGUUGCUCAGCCACCACACCACCAGUGCUUUCAUCCAGACUAUGGCCUACGCUGAUCUGCUGGUGGGGGUCAGCUGCCUUUUUCCCUCACUGUCUCUGCUCCACCACCUGCAAGGUCUGGACCCCAAACUCACCUGCCAGGUGUUUGGGUACAUGGUGUCUGUGUUAAAGUCCGUUUCAAUGGUGUCACUUGCCUGUGUGAGUGUGGACCGCUACAUCGCCAUCACACGCCCUCUGACCUAUUCAUCUCUUGUAACACCUUGUCGAGUGCGCUGCUGCAUCGUUCUAAUAUGGCUGUACUCGGCUCUGGUGUUUCUCCCGUGUUUCCUUGGAUGGGGGAAGCCUGGCUACCAUGGCGAUGUUGUGGAGUGGUGUGCAGUGGAGUGGAGGACUAGUCCCUCUUUUACUUCCUUCAUUGUCGCUCUGCUCUACGCCCCAGCUGCGCUAAUCGUCUGUUUCACCUAUGCCAACAUCUUUAAGAUCUGCCGACAGCACACCCGAGAAAUCAGCAAGCGUCAAGCACGAUACCGGCCCCAACAGCAGCCGGGCCCCGGAGCGAUGGCGGGAUCUUUAGGGAAGAAUGCCAGUACUGUAGAGCAAGGGCAUUGUCCUCAUUUGUCCCAAUCACACAGACUCCACCACCACCAUCCUCAGUAUCAGCAGACCACAUCAACAUACCCAGACAAGCGGUAUGCUAUGGUUUUGUUUCGCAUCACUAGUGUGUUUUACAUCCUCUGGCUGCCCUACAUCCUGUACUUUCUGCUGGAGAGCGGAGGGAUAUAUCACCACCCCGCAGCCUCGUUUCUGACCACAUGGUUGGCCAUUAGCAACAGCUUUUGUAACUGUCUCAUUUACAGCCUCUCAAACUCUGCUUUCAGGAAGGGCCUGAAGCGCCUCUGCUCCUACUGUCUACAGCGCAAUGGUGGUGGCUUUGGAGUUAGGAACUCCAAAAGGCCUUUUGUUGGUUCUGUAGAGAAGUGUUGUGCCGGGUAUGGGUAUGGAUACAGCCACGGAGACAUGAGAGCUGGUACAACGUGUCAUGUUUAGUUAAUAUUCUGAGACAAAUCUUGAGCCAGAUUUGAGCUUUCAACCAGAACGCCCUAAAGUGGCGGCUUUGAAAAGUUCCUAGUGUGUGGGGUCGCUGCUGUUUGUGCUUCAGAAAUGACCCUCUUUGGACAAGCCACAGCUGGCAAACAUGGGAACGAGAGCCAAGACCAAAGCAGUCAAGAAUGAAAAGGACUUAUUAGCCCUUCAAGGUGUGCUUUAACGGUCAUGGACUUGUGAUAUAAUGUGUGUUUGGGACUGAUGGAUCAGGCACUUUGGUAUGAAGAAGAAAAAGGUCUCGGUGUCCUCUCUGUAGGAGUAAAUUCCUUCAAGGUUAAACAAAAUGUUUAUCUGCUUGUGUUCUUCUUUCAAAAGGAAUUCUUAACUUAUUUUACCAAAACAAGAAAGUGCUUCUGUUCAACUUCUCUGUUCUCUGCAUUCUUUUGUGACCUUCAGUGUUGGAACGCUUCGUGAAAGCAUCAAAGAAACAAAACAAUCUAAUCUGCAGAUUGGCUGCUGUAAUUUACUCAGAUUGUGCUGAGGUGAUUAUCGUUUUCUGCAGCAUUAAACACUGUUUGGGUGUGUUUCUGAAUGUUGGUUUUAUUAAGUGAACAGAGUCAAAGAGAUGUUUAAACAAUGAUAGAUUCUAAUGCAUCUUUAUUAAAGACAUUUUAUGAACUUUGAGAUAAUAUGUAUUUAUUUAAGAAACAUCUUUCAUUUAGUUUUAAGUUUGCACGCUGCACCUGUUUGUAAAAUGAAGCAGCUUUGGUAUACGACUGUUAGACUGCUAGAAAGAGAUGUAUGCAUUUUUCUUUAGUGAUAUUUGAAACAUUUCAAGUUUUAUUGCACCUUUAUUUGUUUUAUGUAGCAUGAUUUAAAUGCUGAUGUCUUCAAGAUACAGAAUAUCAAAAAGAUAUUACGAUACUGAAUGUUGGUACAUCGUUGGUUUUCUUUGUUUCUUUGACUUUCAUUUCGAUGGCAAAGCCUCUUUAGAAACUGGUGAAGAAAAAGAGUCUUGUUAAAGUUUGUUAUUUACCCUAUAUGAAUGAUUUGAGCAUCAAAUGCAAACAGAACAUAGUUUAGCAGUAAGCUAACGUUAUUAAAUCGGUAAAGAGGGAAACGGCCCUGGUAACUGUGUGUGUUUGUGUGUGUGUGUGUGUGUGUGUGUGUGUGUGUGUGUGUGUGUGUGUGUGUGUGUGUGUGUGUGUGUGUGUGUGUAGGAUCUUUUUAAAUUACAAAUAAAACAACUAAGUAAAUUUUAGCUUAAGUCAUACUGAGCAGAUAUUUGUCAUAUCAUCUAAAGUUAUGUGUCAAAGAAAGUUCAUCACAUCAAAUUGGAUUUACCAUAAACAUUUUGAAUUAGAAAAUUAUUAUAAUGUUCAAUACGUUUGAAAGUUUUUUGUACAGAAUAUGUGUAAAAUGUUUCAGUAAUGCCUUAUGUGCAUGAAUGAGAAAUAUUUUUCAGUAUUUGGUUAAAGUUGCCUUGAUUUACCAAACUCUAGUAAAUUGAACUGUUUGCAGAUGUGUUUUCCCCUUAAAGCAAGUGAGGGCUCAGCUAAAGGCACAUGACUGUUUUUAGUAAGUGCUGACUGGAUUCACAGAUGCAGGGAUGGAAAAGUCCGUCAGAAAAAAUAAAGUCGCUCCACCUUUUGACAAACCUGAAGCAGAAGUUAUCUAACUGUUUUUUUAUUCAUGUUGUGUAUCUGUUCCUGUGUGAUUGAGCACAUGAGUGCAUCCAGAUCUGACCAAUGGCUUAGUGCUGACUGUUCACUGUGUUCUGGUCGCUGUACUUUGUGACUGUCGACAGAAUCACCUUGACAACUGUAAAGCUGCCAUUUGUAAAACUUUGCCAAGUAUUGUAACUUUUCCUAUUGGACCUUCUUCUGUCUCUGUCUGAAGAGGUGUGUGUUUACAGAAAUGUCAGACUGAAUGUUAGAUUAUAAAAGUACACAUUUAUGUUUUUUAAUCAGCUGAUUUCUGAGUGUUCUCUUGUGAAGUGAUACCCAUUGUGUUGUUUGGGUAGGUUUAGCAGCAUGCUUACCAGCAGAUGUGACUGUUGUCUUGUUUUGUAAAGAUUUAUUUUAUUUUUCUAAAAUAAUGCGUGUUGUGGGGUUUCUGCUGGAAACAGCGUCGUUUUAAUCUUGAGACGGCGAUGGCUUUAAAUCCGCAUUAAAUGUUAUUGCUGGAAAUGUUUUUAGCACUUUAGAAGAUAAUUGUAGGUUUGUAGAAGUUUAAAAACAAAUCGUGAUGCCAAAUGAGCUCGUUAGUGACGUAACUUAUCCAGUCUUUUCCUCCUGAAGGGGGAAACGGCCAUCUUAAGAAAAUAACAUGGGUGGGAGAUCUGGAGGAGAAAAAUAGUGUUUCUUAACGGCAAACAAAACAUUUGCACACGUAGGUUUAGUAUAAUAGCUUGAAGGCUGUAAUGAAUAAGAAAUUGACAAGUAAGGUAAAAUGUUAGCAUAAAAAAUCAAUAUUUGAAGUAAAGGUGUUUAUUUUAUUUUUAGUACAAAAUUUUAUGCUUGAGACAAUGAGAAAAUAUACAGAAAAAUAAUUAAGCUGCUGUUGUUUGGACCACCAUCGCCAUCAGGACCAGUAUUACCCAGAAUUGGUUGGUUUUGGGUCGUAAUGUCGCUCCUUGGGUUACUAAUUGCCAAAAAUGUAAUUUAUUAGCUUUAUUUUUAUAUUCAUUGUGAUUUUUAUUUAGAUAUUAUUUGUUUCACAUGGUAAUAAAUUAUAAAAAUGAUUUCUAUAAAACCAGAGGUCUUAUUUGAUUCUUACGAUAAAAGGACUCUUUCAUGGUAACCAGCAGCUGAAUGUAAGUUUAGCUGUUUGUUGAAGAACUGUUUAACGCUGUUAUCUAAGUAUUGUUUUCCUUGAAGCAGUCAAGGCCAUCUUAACAGUCAGACCUUCUCUAAACCAGCAAAAACACUGAUCCAACAUCUACUGAAACUGCCUAUUAGAACCAAGCUUUGGUCUGAAAAUGCACCUCAUUUGCAUCUGUGUGCUUUUUAAAAUGAAAUCAGACUUUAUUUGGUAAACAAUGAGGCCUUGAAACUUUUAGUUGGGAAAUUGAAGCAUUCAUAUUCAAUGAUUUGAAGAUGUCUACCUUUACAGACUGAAUGUUAAUCUGAAUGGUCAAACAUGUGUGUUUAUGAGUGAGAAUUCUGAUUACAUGAUGCUUUGUAAAAAUGUGCUUGUGGUCUAUCAGUGGUGAACAAAUAAAUGUGCAUCUUAGUGUUUUGAAA